AGUCGACUCUUUCGUGAACGACACAUCACUACUAACUUCCUCCAAAACUCCAACUGAUGUUGUUGUUUUCGUGCUUAUAAACUUUUUAAAAACGUCAAAGGCACAAUGUUCGGAUUAUCGGGAAACGACUGGCUAUUAAGCUAAUCAAAUAUGUUUUGUAAUUUUUUCUUGGUGGUCAGAAAACAACAAAUCAACGUAGUGGUUAUUUAAAAAGUGGGCGGGGGGUGAAGUAGCUUAGCUGCUCGUGCUGUAAAGUGUGGUGUCUCGCGCGCAGCUCGAGUUACAGCUGUUGAUAUAUCGUGCGUCCUCGCGACUUGUCAACUUCAGUCAACCUGCUAUGACUUCGUCAGAAACCUGACUUGUAUGCACAUGGCGGGGGUUUGCUGCAAAAGCACUGCGCCGCUCUCUGUGUUUAAGCGCACUUUAUCGGUGCGCAACUCGGCCUCGGCACCGCGGUCUGCCCCCGUGGUGUGCGGGAGAAGAGGCGCUGUACUCGCGCGCCCGCUGCACCUCCACACAGUCAGCCCUCAUCGACAUCCAACGCAGUUGUUUUGUUCUUCUUUUGUCCAGGAGUCCAUGAGCGAAAGCUUGCGGGCGUGCUAUGUUUAUCUGAACCAAACCAGCAGGAGUUUCGCGGCUGUGAUUCAAGCCCUGGACGGAGAACUGCGCCAUGCAGUGUGUAUAUUCUAUCUAGUUCUUCGAGCCUUGGACACAGUUGAGGAUGAUAUGACCAUUCCUCUGGAGAAAAAAGUCCCGCUCCUGCAUCAUUUCCACACUUUCCUCUACCAACCAGAUUGGUGUUUCACAGAGAGCAAGGAGAAGGACAGACAAGUUCUAGAAGAUUUUCCUUCGAUUUCGGUUGAGUUCAGGAACUUGGCACCAGAAUAUCAGGAUGUGAUUUCGGACAUUUGCCACCGAAUGGGGGUCGGGAUGGCUGAAUUCCUCGAGAAGAAAGUUGGAUCGAUGCAGGACUGGGAUAAGUACUGUCACUACGUGGCUGGUCUGGUAGGUGUGGGUCUGUCUCAGCUCUUCUCUGCAUCCCUGCUGGAGGAUCCUGAGGUGGGUCGGGAUACUGAGCUGGCCAACUCUAUGGGCCUCUUUUUACAGAAGACAAACAUUAUCAGAGACUACCUGGAGGACCAGCAGGACGGAAGAUCCUUCUGGCCUGAGGAGGCAUGGAGUCAAUUUGCCUCUCGUCUGGAAGACUUUUCUCAGCCACAGCACCUGAGCUCAGCACUGGCCUGCCUUAACCUGUUGGUGACCGAUGCUCUGCGCCAUGUCCCUGAUGUCAUCGCUUACCUUUCCCGCCUUCGCAACCAGAGUGUCUUCAACUUCUGUGCCAUCCCCCAGGUGAUGGCAAUUGCGACUCUCUCCGCCUGCUACAACAACCCACUGGUGUUUCAGGGGGUGGUGAAGAUCAGGAAGGGCCAGGCUGUCACUCUGAUGAUGGAGGCCACCAAUAUGCAAGCAGUGCAGAGCAUGAUUGCACAGUACAGCCAAGAGAUCCUGCAGAAAGUCUCACUGUCUGAUCCGUCGCAGGCUAACACUCUGUGCAUACUCGGUGUGAUCCGGGAAAAGACACUUUCCAAGGCAGUGCUGCCCACCCGUGCACACAACUUCUCACAUGUUUAUCUUUCUGCUGCUACAAUUUUGGCGUUUUUCAGCUGGCAGUAUCUAAACUCCACUCAGUCUCCAAACAGUGCUGACAUGCAGGGCCGCUGAGUGUAUGUCCUCUGUCCUGUAUCCCAAACCCUCUCCACCCCAACACAUCAGUCUGUUAGUAAUGUAUAAAACAGUGACUGUUCGUAAUGUAUAAAACAUAUAUUUUUAUGUCCUUAUCACAGUGAUGCUUUUUUUUUCUUUUUCUGCAUACCACCAUUUGUAUCUGUAACUCAUUCUCAUGUGUUCUCUUAUGUUGUGCAGUUCAUUUCUAUAAAUUACCUUAAGCAUUAUUUCUGCUCUUCCACAUUAGUGUAUAUGCUGUCAAAAUAUUGCUGUUACUUCAAAAAGUAAUCGUGUACAACCCUAUAUCAUGCUUUUUAGGAUAAGUGUCACAGGAUCAGUGUUCAGCCCCAAAGAACAUAACACACAAAUUCAGACAAUGGUAUACAUUUUCCAAGAUUGGCUAGCUAGCUUUAGUGUGGAUAAUUUUUUGUAAAGAUGGCUAGCUUUGUUUGCCGUUUUCCCACUAAUGUUAGCUAGUCAUUUUUGUGAGGAAAUAUUAUACUAAUGCUAACCAGCUUUUGUGUGGAGAUUUUUCACUCACUUUAGCUAGUUAAUUUUGUUUGGGAAUAUUGUCCUAACACUAGCUAGCUAUGUUUGGGGAUUUUCACUAAUAUUAGCUAGUUACUUUUGUGUGGAAAUACUCUCUUAAUGCUAGCUGGAUUGAUUUGGGGGUUUUUAACAAAUGCUAGCUGGCUUGGUUUGGGGGUUUUUAACAAAUGUUCUCAGUUUUGUUUGGGAAUAUUCACCUAAUGCUAGUUGGCCCUAUGUGUGGGAUUUUCACUCAGCUAGUUUUGUGUGGAAAAUAUUCUCUUAAUGCUAGCUAGCUUUGUUUGUGGAUUUUCAAUCAUCUAAGCUAGUUAGUUUUGUUUAGGGAUAUUUUCCUAAAGCUAGCUCGUUUUGUUUGGGCAUUUUUCACUAAUCUUAGCUAAUUAGUUUUGUUUGAGGCUAUUCUCCUAAUGCUAGCUACCGUUGUUUGGGGAACUCAAGUAAUAAUACUAGUUACUGUUGUUUGGGAAUAUUUGUUUAGGAAUUUUCACUCAGCUAGUUAGUAUUGUUUGUGGAUAUUCUCUUAAUACUAGCUAAUAAGCUAGUUAUUGUCCUAAUGUUGGCUAGUUAGUUUUGUUUGGGCAUAUUCUCCUAACGCUAGCCAGCUUUUGUUUGCAAAUUGUCUCUGGUUUCUUUGAAGAUAAAUGAAUGAAUCUCAUGUUAAUUUAAGAUCUCAGUUUCAGUUUGCACAGUAAAUGUCACUAACAACCUUCUCUUUCACUGCUCAUAAUAUAUCGUUUCAAAAAUGCAUUCUAUAUUAAUGUGUUCUAGCCAAAUGUUUACUUUAAAUGGGUAUAUUGUGCUUUUGCACAAUGCAGCUUAUAUAGGUUGAUAGGAGAUUAUUUAGAUAGAUAGAUAGAUAGAUAGAUAGAUAUAAAUAAUAUAAAAUUUCCUAAGAACCAAAUAUUAGAAAUUAUAUGUCUGAGAUUGAUAGAGCAGUAGCAACAUUUGUCCUCAUUAAAGUUUUGUUGUUGUUGAAUAAAUCUAGUGACCAAAAGAACUAGAUCGUGGGUACAAGCGGCUGAAAUGGGUUUUCUCAGGAAGGUGGCUGGCCUCUCCCUUAGAGAUAGGGUGAGAAGCUCGGUUAUCCGAGAGGAACUAAGAGUAGAGCCGCUGCUCCUUUGCAUUGAAAGGAACCAGUUGAGGUGGUUCGGGCACCUGGUAAGGAUGCCCCCUGGGCACCUCCCUAGGGAGGUGUUCCAGGCAUGUCCAGCUAGGAGGAGACCUCUGGGAAAACCCAGGACCAGGUGGAGAGAUUAUAUCUCCACACUGGCCUGGGAAUGCCUCAGGAUCCCCCAGUCAGGGCUGGGUAAUGUGGCUCGGGAAAGGGAAGUUUGGGGUCCCCUGCCGGAGCUGCUGCCCUGCGACCCGAUAACGGAUAAGCGGUUGAGGAUUGGUGGAUGGAUGAAUAAAUCUAGCUAUAACUUUGUACAUAAGCAAAUGUAAAAAAUUAUAUAUAAUUUUUGUAAUAUGGGACUUUGAUUUUGCAUAAAUAGGAAAGAAAAUAAAAGGGAAAAAGCUGUGUUAAGAUGACUUAUUUUUGUAAUUAUUAUCUAAUAUGUAGGUACUUUGAAAAAAGUGUCCCGUUAGACAGAAGCUAGACAAAACAGAAGCUAGUCCAAUUAAUAUAUAUAUAUAUAUAUAUAUAUAUAUAUAUAUAUAUAUAUAUAUAUAUAUAUAUAUAUAUAUAUAUAUAUAUAUAUAUAAUUUUGGAUGAAUAUUUGCUAAUUUUGUAGUUCAACAUUACAACAUGGAUAUUCUGAUGAACUGCACACUCCUAUUGUGAUCUUUUGACUUGUGCCCAAAGCCAUAAAUAUUAUUCUGAUGCAGUUCAUCAUGGUCUUAAUAUCUGAUUUUUUUAAAAAGAAAACAAUAUAUGUGUGUUUUCAAUUUAGUCCUGUUUUGGACACGAUGUCUUCAGUCUUUUGUGUUCAACACCUGUACAAAAACUACCCCUGUCUUAGGACAUGGUCUGUAUCAUAAACAAGGCCAAUACCACAUGGCUAAUGACAUUUGAUUACUAUUUUUAGAAGGUACAGACUUGAUGCAAGACUGUGUACUUUAUUUCUUUAUUGAGGCAAUCAACUACUGAUCAAAUAAAGCAUUGUAUUUUAUGACCUUG
This is a messenger RNA of Ictalurus punctatus (channel catfish), 4393 nucleotides long. It is a transcript of the gene fdft1, whose product is annotated as farnesyl-diphosphate farnesyltransferase 1. Gene Ontology annotation, molecular function: squalene synthase [NAD(P)H] activity. NCBI's taxonomy places the organism in Eukaryota, Metazoa, Chordata, Actinopteri, Siluriformes, Ictaluridae. The transcript is spliced from 7 exons. Gene Ontology annotation, cellular component: endoplasmic reticulum membrane. Bases 364 to 1722 code for a protein of 452 amino acids. Gene Ontology annotation, biological process: cholesterol biosynthetic process; farnesyl diphosphate metabolic process. The record is from RefSeq and is a predicted model, not a curated record.